This is a messenger RNA of Paramormyrops kingsleyae, 2317 nucleotides long. RefSeq lists its product as uncharacterized. NCBI's taxonomy places the organism in Eukaryota, Metazoa, Chordata, Actinopteri, Osteoglossiformes, Mormyridae. The record is from RefSeq and is a predicted model, not a curated record. Gene Ontology annotation, molecular function: RNA binding.
AAGGCUGAACGCUUCGCUUUUGGCGCUGCAGGUUUGAGUACGUCAACUUAUAGAAGCGGAAUUAUUAAAAAUGGCAAGGUAUUUGCGUCCCCCAAAUACUUCACUGUUCAUCAGAAAUAUUUCUGAUGAGUCAAGAAUAUAUAAAGUCCUUGGCUGUGGAGGCCUCACAGUCAGACCUGAGUAGAGUAGAGUCCAGGAAUUAAACCAAGCUGCACAGACCAUAAGGAUAUCAGAGGGUGAGAUAGUGUUCAGCUUGAAGAGUCCAAACUGAAAAGGGGACCAAGUUGGGCGUCAAAGCAUCAAUAUAUCUGCAAAAGAGGGAUUAUGGGAAAGAACAAGCAGAGAAUCCAAGUUCUUCUGGAAUGCAGUUAAAGAUCUUAAAGGUCAAGAUGAAGGUCAGUCAAGCAUGUUUAAGGUAACAAACCUGGUUUUUGUAUCCUGCCAAAAGCUUAAGCACCAUUCAUUGCAGACUAAACUUGAACAAUAUGCUAAAGUUUUAGUUUCUCUGCUUGUAUUCAAGUGGAAGCAGUGAUUUAUUUGUCAAACAUGGUGGCUACAGCUGUCUGAUGACACAUCAGUGGAUCUUUAAUCUCCAGAAGAACUCCUUUUUGCCUCUUGUCACAUUAGUGGGAGGAGGAUUUAGCGUAGUAAAGAGACCAGAAUUAUGAUUCGAAGGUUGCUGGUUGAGUCCCAUGAGGGCUUUAGUUCUGCUUAAAGUAAGCAAGCGUUCAAUGAAUGAAUGAAUGUGAGCCCAAUUACCUGAUAUGAUGAACCCAAAAGUACCGCCCCUUCGAUACGAUUCGCCGGAUCUGCUGGAGGAGUAUGCGGCGGGGGGUCCUGGCCGUGUUUGUGUGCAUGUAGAGCCCUGAGCCACAUGGCUAGUUUAAAACCCUUAACAGGCAGCAUGUUUGAAGAUGUGCGAGACGCUGAAGAUGCCCUUCACAACCUGGACAGAAAGUGGGUGUGCGGGCGGCAGAUCGAGAUCCAGUUCGCCCAAGGAGACCGAAAGACACCCAGUCAGAUGAAGGUGAAGGAGAGACGGUCGCCCCGCAGCUUCUCCCGCUAUGAUGACUACGACCGGGACGGGCGGCGGAGACGCUCGCGCAGUCGCAGUUACGACAGACGCAGGUCCCGCAGCCCCUCGUAUGAGCGGAGGCCGCGCCGGUCCGAGAGCCCUCGGGAGUCCCGUGGUCGUCCGUAUGGCAGGCCUCGACGGAGCAGGAGUCGCGACAAUGACAGACACAAGGGUCAGCGUCGGGACUCCAGGCCCCAACCUGACAUGCCUUCACACUCCAGGUCACAGUCACCCCCCCGGCCCAAGCGGGAAUCCAGGGCCCAGUCUCACUCUGCAUCCAAAUCUCCGAGCCCCUCCCUCGGCGAGUUUCCUCCACGCGCCCCCUCUCAGGAGCCCCAGAAAGACGAGCAGCUGCAUUCCCCGUCCCGUUCUCUGUCCCGCUCUGCGUCUCGGUCCCGCUCUCGAUCGCGAUCUCGCUCCUGGGCUGGACGCAAGUCUGGAGGGCACUAGGCCCCCCCAUCACCCCAGUGCUUCUCUGCAUUCUUUGCUGCAGUACUGGAUUCUGUCUCAGAGCUGGGACUGGUUUGGACUGCGUUGUUGGUUUUUUUUUUUUUUUUUUUUAUUAUUAUUAUUAAUGAAAGCCCCCUGUCCACAGAUCUGGCGCCUCUCAUGUAUGCACAAAACAGUGGAAGUUCCUGGUUUAGGUUUUUAGGAAAGUUCUUUUGUUAUAGUUUGGACUUGGUAUUUUACUUCAGUGUUGUAAAGGUGACUGAUAGGCUGCCCUGUGUAAGCUGGCAUAUCACAUCCUCUGAAGCUAAUUUGAUCGGUUGUUUCCUCUUCCUGCAAGAUUUUUGUACCCGAAAGGCUAAAUUGUACCGCAGUGCAUCGUAAUUUUGAAUCGAAUUUUUCUAGGUAAUGGUCUUCCACUGUGUAACUGACUGCAGAUGUUCCCUCCACUUCCCACAAGUCGCUCAAUAAAAACCCAGUUUGCUGCACCAGUGAACUGGCUCGGAGUGAUGGAAGACACAGUUGACUUGUGGACGGUUUUGAUGGAGUAACUUUUAAACUUGUUUUAUGAUGUUGUCCCCUCCCUUUGUGUACUGUGCGAUAGCUAAUCCACAUAGUUGGAAAUGAAUUUUCAUUGAAGAGAUGGUCUCUUUCUGAAGCUGUAAUCCUGGCUUGCUGUAAAUGCCCAAAAAUUUCAUAAAUUUGAAACUUUGCAUUUAAAUACCCAUGUACAUAGCCUUUGUUACAUUCACUGUUAUGUUGUUUUUUUCCAAUUAAAGUUUGACUGUGUGUAAA